Messenger RNA from Chelonia mydas (Green sea turtle), 4973 nucleotides. It is a transcript of the gene PADI2, whose product is annotated as peptidyl arginine deiminase 2. The coding region runs from base 107 to 2104 and encodes 665 amino acids. Gene Ontology annotation, molecular function: calcium ion binding; protein-arginine deiminase activity. Gene Ontology annotation, cellular component: cytoplasm. The record is from RefSeq and is a predicted model, not a curated record. Lineage: Eukaryota; Metazoa; Chordata; Testudines; Cheloniidae. The transcript is spliced from 16 exons.
CUGCCGCUGGAGCCGCUGCUGGCUCGGACUCACCUGGCGGCAGGUGGGGCAGGAGGAGGGAGCGGGCGGCCGAGGGCUGGACAGCGCCGGGCGCCGCUCUGGGGAGAUGCUGCGGGACCGGACUCUCCGGCUGCAGUAUGGGAGCCGCAUGGAGGCGGUGUGUGUGCUGGGCACCCAGAUCUCCGCCGACGUGUACGGAGCGGCUCCCGCAGGUGCUGUGUCGUUCAGCGUGAAGCACACGGCCGGGGUUCAAGUUGAAAUAGUUACCGAUGACCAAUCGCAGGUGGCCCCCGCAAAUGGAGGGAAGCAGUGGCCUCUCGACCACGGGACAGUCCUGAAACUCAGCAUGAACAAAGCCAGCACCGAAGCCAAUGACAACAAGGUAACGGUGAACUAUUACGGCGAGACUGGAGGGCCUCCCAUAGACCAAGCUGGCGUCUUCCUGACAGGCAUUGGGAUCUCUCUGGACGUUGACGCAGAUCGCGAUGGAGUGGUCGAAAAGAACAACCCAAGGAAGGGAACAUGGACGUGGGGCCCAGACGGGCAAGGAGCCAUCCUGCUGGUGAACUGCGACAAGGACAACCCUUUUAUCUCUGGACUGGAUUGCGACGAUGAAAAAAUAUUCAGCAAAGAAGAUUUGCGGGACAUGUCUCGGAUGGUCUUGAGAACCGAAGGCCCCCAAAGGCUGCCUGCUGGGUAUGAAAUGGUUCUCUACAUUCCUAUGUCUGACUCUGACAAAGUAGGAGUCUUUUAUGUGGAGAAUCCUUUCUUUGGUCAGCGUUACAUCCAUGUUCUGGGUAGGAGAAAGCUGUAUCAUAUGGUGAAAUACACAGGUGGAUCUGCAGAGCUGGAGUUCUUCGUGGAGGGUCUCCACUUCCCAGAUGACACCUUCUCUGGGCUGGUCUCCAUCAACAUCAGCCUUCUAGAGUCAUUAACUGAGGGGAUUCCACGGGCUCCAAUUUUCACAGACACGGUAGUUUUCCGAGUUGCUCCGUGGAUAAUGACUCCAAACACCUUGGCACCAGUGAACGUUUUUGUAUGCAGUGUGAAGGAUAAUUAUCUUUUCCUGAAGGCGGUGAAGAGCUUAGUGAGCAAAGCCAGUUGCGACCUGAAGGUCUGCUUUGGGUAUGUGAAUCGUGGAGACCGCUGGAUGCAGGAUGAAAUUGAGUUUGGCUACAUACAUGCUCCUCACAAAUGCUUCCCUGUGGUUCUGGACUCUCCCAGAGAUGGGGGCCUGAAAGACUUUCCCAUCAAAGAGAUUCUGGGCCCAGACUUCGGCUACGUGACCAGGGAGCCUCUGUUCGAGGCUGUCACCAGUCUCGACUCCUUCGGCAACCUGGAAGUCAGCCCUCCGGUGACCGUCAACGGGAAGGCAUAUCCCCUGGGGAGGAUCCUCAUUGGAAGCAGCUUCCCCACAUCUGCUGGGAGGAGGAUGACCAAGGUGGUGAGAGAGUUCCUCUAUGCUCAGCAAGUCCAGUCGCCUGUGGAGCUCUACUCUGAUUGGCUGACCGUGGGUCAUGUGGAUGAGUUUGUGACUUUUGUGCCCCUUCCUGACAAAAAGCAAUUCCGGAUGCUCAUGGCCAGCACGUCGGCCUGCUACAAGCUCUUCCGAGAGAAGCAGAAGGAGGGCCAUGGAGAAGCCACCAUGUUCAAAGGUUAUUCUGGGGCAGACACAAAACGGGUCACCAUUAACAAGGUCCUGUCCAAUGAGGUCAUGGUGCAGGAGAAUCAAUACGUACAGCGCUGCAUCGACUGGAACAGAGACAUCCUCAAGAAAGAGCUGGGGCUGACUGAAAAAGACAUCAUAGACCUCCCGGCGCUCUUCAAGAUAGACAAGAUGGGCAAAGCCAUGGCAUACUUCCCCAACAUGGUGAACAUGAUUGUCCUAUCUCAAGACCUGGGAAUCCCAAAGCCAUUCGGGCCAAUCAUCGAGGGAGAUUGCUGCUUGGAAGCACAUGUCCGCUCUCUGCUGGAGCCACUCGGGCUGAUGUGCAGCUUCAUUGAUGACAUUUCCUCCUACCAUAAGAUGCUGGGAGAGGUCCACUGCGGUACCAAUGUCCAUCGCAAGCCCUUCUCCUUCAAGUGGUGGCAUGUGAUUCCCUAGCAGCCGAGCAGGUGGAGAUUCCUGCAGUCGAAGCUCACGUGGGCACUGCUUUUUUUGUUGGUUGGUUGGUUGCUUGCUUGCUUGAGCUUGGUCGAGUUAAUCACUAGAACUUUGGUAUGGAGUCUCGGUGCUGUGCUUUGGCGCCUCUGUGUGUGAUGUGUUUCACCCAUUAGAUGGGAAGGUCCUCCAGCCACACGCCAUUCUGGUUUGCAUGCUGCAGGUCCCAGCCCAUUCCAUUCUGGUUUUUUUCAAGCCCUUGGAGAUUAUGGCAGCUGGCGGUUGAACUGAUCAGGGGUAUUCUACCAAAAAAAGAUUGAUAGAAACUAUGGUAGCAAAAGCCAUCUUCUGCUGAGUUCUGAUGGCAAUAAUUUGUAAUCAUGAUAAUUAAAUGGAAAAAGUGUGGAAAUCUCUUGGUCUUUUCUUUAAAUACGCACAUCCUGGCUGCACUAGUUCUCUGCACUGCAUUGUUCAAGGUGUAGUCUCUUCAUUAGAGGCAGAAACCAAAAUUUCAGCUACCAAAAGGUGUGAGUGCUGAUCUACCAGGUAUAUUUCACAGCACACAAACAGAGAAGUGAGAUAAAAACAUAAAAUGCUCUUGCUGGGAGGUUGCAAUGUAACACGACUUUAUUUCUGAGAAUUCAGCAUGAUAACACACAAGAAUGCAAAAAACAGAGAAAGACAAAGCAGGCUGCUGCCUACGGCAGUGAGGGACAACUCAUCCCACCUUACUGUAGGCUGGCUAGCUGCAGAAUGACUGCUGCUAGACCCAGCUCACAUACUUCCCUACAAAACGCCCUAGCAAGGAGGACCAGGAACCCCUCCCUCCACUCUUAAAGUGAUACCUUGCAAUUCCAACACAGUCCACAAUACACCACACUAAUCAUCACUUCUGGAAAUUUGGAAAGCAAGGUGUAAAGGGAAGAGUAAUUAAAGGAUGAAAGGAACAUAAAUUCUUUUAUCAUCUGGCAAUGGAAUGUAACUUUUUUUUUAAACUUUAAACUGCCAGGGAACACACUAAUCUGCCGAAAACAUGGUUGCUUCUGGCAUUCAGCAGUAUUCUUAUGCUGUGAAGGAUGCGUAGGGCAAAUGAGCUGAUCUGUUUCCAAUUUAGGCUAUAAGAAGUCCCUGCACAGCAGUUAACCAAUCACCAUUUAUUUCAAAAGUCUAAUUUCUUCCCUUUCUUGUUCCAUGUAAUCCAAGACAUUGUUUUACUGGGUUUGAAAGUCUCAAAUCUGCUGCUGAACAUUAAGCAUCAGUGGCCAAACUUAUUCACAGAAGUCAUUGGAAUCACAGCAGGGGAGAAUAUGGUCUGAUUUUGUUCAAAAGCAAAAUUUUGUUUAUAAGCUUUCCUCUAUGGAACCACCUCCCUCAAGGCCACCUCGGUCCCCCUGUCUGUGGCACAUAAUAGUUUAGUCUCCUGUGGGCUGUGAUACUUUGGUCUGAUUUUGAUUGUUGGGUUCAGUGUGUGGAUGCUGGAGGGUGUUGGUGGCUGUGAUCUACAGGAGGUGAGUAGAUGAUCUGAUGGUCCUUUCUGGACUUAAAUUCUAUGGCUUUAUGUCUAAGUGGACAAUUUAGGGAUUGCUUCCAUCAUCCAAACAAACAGGACAUUCCUGCAUUUCAAGUAGAUAUGGAAGACAAGCUUUGUUUACUGUCUGGAAUCAGAGUUCAACCCAUGUGAAGUGACCCCUCGAUUAAGAGGAAUGUCUUGUCCAUGUAUAAGGCUAUCAAGCUGCCAGACUUGGACUGGACAUCAGCCCAAAAGCUCUUGAGUCUCACACCUUUUGUUCCAUGAAUUCAUAGAAAUUAGAGUUAGAAAAGCCUAAUAGAUCAUGCAUUUAGUAUAUUCCCCUGCUACUGUAGUAUUGUUUUCAGCAUUAUGUUUGGUAGUAUUUUUGUCGAGUCUACUUUUAAAUCCCAUGAGACGUGGUUUCCAUAAUUUUCCUUGGGAGAUUAUUCCAUAGAUCUCGCUGUGAUGGGUUCCCCGCAGGGUGCCAUCUGGAACUGGGGUUAUCACUGAGCCCUCUGACCCACCAGCCUAGGCUCCCUCUCACACUGUGCUGCUGUGACAAGUUACAAAGCCCUCCAAGCUUGUACUUCCACCAGCAUUCACACAGGUAGGGUCACACCCAGCUGCAGUCACAUGCGGGCUCUCUAAUCACCAGCCUAGGACCCCAGAGUAGUACCAUCCUGCCCUAGUCAAAUCUGGCCAGUAUAUGAGUUUAAUAUCCGGACCGCCUCUCCCUCAAUGUGACGAGGACCAUGCACACUUGUGGUAACCAAGCUGAGUUUUUCCCCAGACACCUUAGUCAAAUGCACACUGGUGUGGAUUAAAAGAUAAAAUAAGUUUAUUAACUACAAAAAGAUAGAUUUUAAGUGAUUAUAAGUGAUAACAAACAGCUCAAAGCAGAUUACCUAGUAAAUAAACAAAACUGCAAACUGAAUUUAACAUACUAGAUAGGAUAUGAAUUAGCAAAUUCCCACCCGGAGUGAUAAACAGGCUGGCAGAUUCUUAAGGCACAGGCUACCUUGGCUUUGCAGCUUGGGUUUCCCAGGUUUUCAUACAUGGGUUAGCAAUCCCUUAGCCUGGGAUCAUCACUUCCCCCCUGUUCAGUCUUUAUUCCUCAGAUGUUUCCAGGUGUGGUGUUGUAGGGAGAGUGAGGACCGCCCAUGAUGUCAUUUUUCCCCUUUUAUAUUUUCUACUCACUUGCUGGAAAGCUCUUUUGCUAUGACCUGGGUCAAACAGUUCCCAUUGCGCAGUGCUAUCUCUGAGAACUUUCUAUUGUACACAGUUCCUGGGGUAAUCCCUGUGCUUGUGUGCAUUUCCUGAAUAAACCAUUCACACUGUUUGGCCUUUUUACUGUUGCACCUG